UAAAAUCAAACCCGUGUGAGCGCCAAACAGCAGAAGACGCCAAUCUCGUCAACGGUUUUUUCAAAGUUUCAACUAGUGCUGGUUUCAAUCAGUUUCUCUCUCUUUCAACUGUAGUGCAAGAGUGCAAGACUGAGCGUGAAAUCGUUCAACUGGAAAAUUGGUACUAUAGGCGUAACUACCCGUAUUUUCACAAGAAGAUAUUUUAAAACAGUGUUUAAGGAAUCAUAUAGAAACUUCAAAAAUUUAAUUAAUAGUGAAAAUCUCGUGAAUAUUCUAUUUCCAAAGUGACAGUCGUCUAUAAUGCGUGAUUGUCAACGUGUUCCCACUGCCAGAAGUAAACAAAUUUGGACAAAGAACUAAGUGGCAAGAAUCUCAAAUAGAUAUUUAAAAAUGAAAGGUUCAGCAUCUUCUGCAGGGUCAAGAUCAAAUCAGAACCCACGAUGUACUACCACAUCAUCUUCUUCAACAAAGACACCACUUGAAGGCCACCUCAAACCAAAAACACCUGCAUUAAUAACACCAAGCCCUAAAAUAGAAAGAAUGGAACGAAGAGAAAAAUCUAAUGCUCUAGAAAAUGUACAAAGAGAUCUCUCUACAAGGUGUGGAGUCCAACAGUCAAACAAAUUGAAAGUUCCAUUUACCAUGAAUGAAAGACACUCUACUGGAAGUCCCAAACUAAGCACACCUAUUAGGUCUGGUCCACGAAGCUCUGAAAUAUCUAUGUCAACAAUUGUGAGAACACCUGAAGUUUUUUCUACAGUACGUUUUGAAACCCCAAAAAGAAAUCUUGCUAGUGAACAGGGUGGCUCUGGAGUUGAAACCAGCAAUUUAGUAGUUGCUGUAAGAGUUCGUCCUCAAACUGAUAAAGAGAAAACUGAAAUAGAAAUGAAACCUGUAAUUAGUGUAAAGGGAAAUGAAAUGAGUGUGCUGACAGAUUAUGGGCAAACACACUCUUUUACUUACGAUCACUGCUUUUUGUCAAAUGCCGCUUUUCAUGACAAACAACAUGAUCAAGACAAAGUUUAUGAAAGCUUGGCAAGGCCAUUACUUUCUCAAGCCUUCAAAGGAUUCAAUACCUCGUUAUUUGCCUAUGGACAAACAGGUUCUGGGAAGAGUUUCAGUGUGAUGGGCAAUAUUGGCAGUAAAAAUGAAUUGCAUGUGGAGAGUGGAAUUGUACCACGUUUUUGCCGCGACCUUUUCCAAAAAAUUGAACCACUUACGAGGAAUCCCGCUGAUAACUUUUCAAUUGAAAUUCAAAUAAGCUAUUUCGAAAUUUAUAAAGAGAAAAUUCAAGACCUUUUGUGUCCUGCAAGUAAAUUAGGAGGAAGCUUGCGCGUUCGUGAACACCCACAAAAUGGUCCAUAUGUAGUUGAUCUUUCGAAGCAUGCAGUUAAUUCGUUUGAAGAAAUACAGCGUUGGCUUGUGGUUGGAAACCGGCAACGCGCAACUGCAGCAACAUCUGCAAAUGAACAUAGUUCACGUUCUCAUGCUAUAUUUACCAUCACAUUAGCACAAAGUCAAGAAGAAAAGUUAGAUGGUAAAUCGCACCAAGUUCGGAAGCAGAGCCGCAUAAAUUUUAUUGAUUUAGCUGGAAGUGAAAGGGUAGCUUCUUGUCAGUCCGUUGGUGAUCGCCGAGAAGAAGGAUUAACUAUCAAUCAAUCGUUGUUGACUUUGGGACGAGUUAUCACUGCUUUAGCCGAACAAAAUUUCGUACCCUACAGGGAGUCGGUAUUGACUUGGCUUUUGAAGGAAAGUUUGGGCGGUGAUUCAAAAACAGUAAUGCUGGCCACUGUUAGUCCAUGCGCAGCUCACAUAGAAGAAACGUUAGCAACCUUGCGUUACGCUUGUCAGGCUCGUAAGAUAGUCAACACUGCAAGAAUUUGCGAGGAUCCCAAUUCCGUUCAUAUUCGUCACCUACGUGAUCAGAUUAAGCUGAUGGAAAAUCGUUUACAUGAGGCCAAUGCUCGUUCGUCGGAUGAGACAGCUGUAGCGGGUAGCAGCGCCAACGAGUCUUCCUCGCGUGUUCAACAACUUGAAACUGAAAUUCAGUGUCUGAAGAGUCGUUUGGCAGAUGUCGAAUGUCAAAAAGAUAUUUCUUGGCAAGAAAAGGUGACUCAAGCUGAAAUGAAGCGAGCUGAAGCGGAAGAAGCUCUAGCGAACUUUGGUAUUUCCAGUGUAAAAGAUCCUAAAAAACCCUGUCUAGUCAACGUAAAUCAGGAUCCGUUGCUGUCUGGAACUCUUUUCUUCCCCUUGAAACCGGGGCAAAAUUGGGUGGGUCCUCCAGUUUGUUCGGUUGAGCUACCAGCUAUCCAGUUAACCGGUGUAAUGAUUGAAGAUCAACAUUGCUGCAUUGAGCUCUCUGGAGAUAACCUUAGACUGACUGCAAACGCGGAAACGUAUGUAAAUGGACAGCUGGUUACUUCAACUGGAGUAGAUCUUCGCCAUGGGGAUCGAAUUAUUAUUGGUGGAACCCAUUAUUUUCAUUUGCACAACCCAAAUGAUUCCCAGUUUCAGGGGAAGAAAAUGAAUAACAAUAAGGUUUCCGAUUUUGAAAAUGCGCACGAAGAACUGAGAAACUGUCAAGAAAAACGCUUGCAAGUAGCUAUCAAAGAAGCCCAAGAAAAGGCAAGGGUUUUGUUGAUAGCCGAAAUGGAAGAGCUCCGCCAAGAAGCGGCUUUAGAAAUCUCUUUGCAACGCCAUAGUUAUGAAGACGAGAUCGCGUCCCUUAAUCGGGUGUUGCAAGAACGGCAAUCCAAUGAUAUUCCUUCGCCACUCCUCGCUUCACCUUCUACAUCGAAGUCUACGAACUUGGAAGAAAUUGAAUCGCUCCUUCGAGAUACACAAAGAAAACUAGCUCAACCAACAAAAAACUCUGAAGAAUCCUCGUUUGUGAUUCAAUCCAUGUUAAAUGAGACCAAUGCCAUUUGUCGACGAUUUCAACAGCCUUAUGCUUUCGUUCGGAAAGAGGCGCUUACGGAAGACCUACAGCCAUUGAUAUGCGUUCAAGAUCGGGAUCGCCAGCUAGUAAUGCACUGGAAUGUCGAUACACUGCGGCAACGUUUGGAAGCGCUGCGAGAAGCCGUCGAUGAGACAGGGGAUUUUCCCGUUGAUGCUAUUUUCGAGAGAGGCGAUGUGUGGCAGUUGGAAGACGGCACUUCUGCACUAUUCGUCCCUGCCAUCAAAGAAAAACUGGAUAAACUGCUUAAACGUCACGACAGCAGUAUGAGCGUUCUUGAUGAUAGCCGAUUCAGUUUCGAUUCUUCUAGACGCUCCAGCUUACUUUUCUCAAGAUCCCCAACGAUCAACACUGGGACAGCUGACACAUGUAAAGAACUGAUUCACAAGUUGGGUGACGGCGACUUGAAUUCCACAUUUUGUGUUGCUGCUUCUUCCCUUCAGCGUGUGCUGGAUAUUCCUGAUCGCACGUACACUUUUGUCAUUCCACUCACUGUCCACGCCCACACACUUUUAGCCAUUUACCCAGCAUUAGUCAGCUUUUUCGUUCACAAAAGAGACGUACCAUCAAGUAUCCGAGCCAAUUGGAUACAGAGUACCAAGGAACUUGGACGUAAACUACAAAAUUCCCUAGAGUUCGUCAUGCAGGGUAUUUCACUGGACUCUGUUGGUCUUUUCAACGAUUGGGUCCACCGAACGCAGGACUCACUCAAUUCCAUUCUUGCUAGUUACUGCGAGCUCUCUGUCGUUUUUUGCAACGAAGUUCCGAAUUUGGACGUUAUCACGUCUGCAACCGCAUUCACGGGAUUUGUUUCAGCUCAAACCAAAGUGCAUCAAGCAACCAUCGGUUUCGCUGACGAUGUCCGGAUGAAAAUUGCGCAGCUUCCAGAUGAAAAUUCGAUCGAUUAUCUAGACAAUUCCAGUUUGAUGACGAGAGAUUCAUGGCUAGUGAAAGCUUCUCACGACGUCAUAACACAAGUUCUAAUCCUUCUUGAACAGUUUACGGAAAACAUUGACAGUAAAUUUUUGUGCGAAAAGGACGUCGCUGCCAUUCACUCGAAAUUUCAUCAACGAAUUGAUAUUUUGUUGCGCAUGGCGAAUACUGUCGAAAACUUGUUGUCGUAUCUGGAACUGGCCGAUCUGACCCAAGUGAAACUGUGUGCCGCAGCAUUGGAAGUUCAGGCCACCGCUUACGCAAAUCAAAUGGGUGUCUCUGCAGAUAUAACGUCAGUCUUGUGCGAUGUUUCAUUCGCAGUAAAUUCGGUGCACAAAAUCGUAGCAGAAAGAAGAAGGAUGACAGCUCUGAGAAGAGGGCGGGACAUAAGUUAUAGUCCACUCCCAGCGCGGCUACUAGCCUCAACACCCCGCAAGUCCUCACACUUUGAUGACGUUAUUGAAUCCGAAAUCAGCAAUUCUACAUUUGAAACGGUGGAAAGCGAUGAGUCCUUGGAAGAAGUGCCUAUUUCACCGUCAGCCAUAAAGAAAGCAUUACUUUUUCAUACUCCUUCGAAAUCGAGUUUGAAACCGAACGGAAGCUUAAAACGCCCACAUAAAUCUGUUCGCUUUAAUGUUUCAGAGAUGUCACUUUGAAGAUAGCACAAAUUCCUGAAUUAAUGUAUUUGGAGCUUAUGCAUUUCACAAUUAUCCGUAAUAUAAGUCUAAAUGUGCUUUUUUAAAAAAAUUCUCCUACUUGCAUGUCAGAUUUUCCAUACUAAGUCUUUCUUGGCGAUAUUGUGUAUUAUAUUUCUCGCGAUCUAGUUUAGAACUACUAUUUUGUUUCGUCUGAAAAUAAACAAAACUACCUAUCA
This is a messenger RNA of Daphnia pulex (common water flea), 4763 nucleotides long. Its product is annotated as kinesin-like protein KIF14. The transcript is spliced from 10 exons. Gene Ontology annotation, cellular component: kinesin complex; microtubule. The coding region runs from base 391 to 4545 and encodes 1384 amino acids. Lineage: Eukaryota; Metazoa; Arthropoda; Branchiopoda; Diplostraca; Daphniidae. Gene Ontology annotation, molecular function: ATP binding; ATP hydrolysis activity; microtubule motor activity. Gene Ontology annotation, biological process: microtubule-based movement. The record is from RefSeq and is a predicted model, not a curated record.